Molecule: messenger RNA, 1287 nt
Organism: Microthlaspi erraticum
Lineage: Eukaryota; Viridiplantae; Streptophyta; Magnoliopsida; Brassicales; Brassicaceae
Source: the annotation of a GenBank genome assembly
AUGGCGGAUAAGAAGAAGCGCAAGCGAUCUAAAGAUGACCAGCCGGAGGAUCUUCCUUUCAAAAGCAUUCUGGAAUCAGACGACGUUAUCCUGAAGGUUCUCAAAUCCUAUAUUUCCUCUGCUUUAACUACCGCCGCCGGUGGAAACGGUGCAUCCUCCUCCUCUUCAUCGAAACCACUGACCCUAGCUGACCUCUCCCUCUCAUCUUCCUGCCGUGAAGUUGCAGAUCUCCCCCGCUCCUCCGUGCAGACAGCUAUAGAGACAGUCAUCGUUCAGAUCGCUCGCUCCAUUCUCGCCGGUGAUGGAUUCUCCUUCAGCGUUCCCUCACGCGCAGCCUCGAACCAGCUCUACGUCCCAGAGCUCGACCGCAUAGUUUUAAAAGACAAAUCUACCAUCCGUCCCUUUGCCUCGGUUUCUUCUGUCAGGAAAACAACCAUCACCACACGAAUCCUCUCCCUUAUCCACCAACUCUGCCUCAAGGACAUUCACGUCACCAAGCGUGAUCUCUUCUACACCGACGUUAAGCUCUUCCAGGACCAGACACAGAGUGAUGCUGUGUUGGACGAUGUGUCGUGUAUGCUCGGGUGCACAAGAUCAAGCCUCAAUGUGAUUGCAUCAGAGAAAGGUGUGGUGGUGGGAAGGCUCAUAUUCAGUGACAAUGAAGACAUGAUAGACUGCACAAAGAUGGGAAUUGGUGGGAAAGCCAUUCCACCAAACAUCGAUCGGGUUGGAGAUAUGCAGAGUGAUGCAAUGUUCAUACUCUUAGUUGAGAAAGAUGCAGCUUACAUGAGGUUAGCAGAAGACAGAUUCUACAACCGGUUCCCUUGUAUCAUCGUGACUGCAAAAGGCCAGCCCGAUGUAGCCACGAGGCUGUUCUUGAGGAAGAUGAAAAUGGAGCUCAAGCUUCCGGUGCUGGCCUUGGUGGAUAGUGAUCCUUACGGGUUGAAGAUCUUGUCUGUUUAUGGAUGCGGGUCGAAGAACAUGUCGUACGACAGUGCAAACUUGACUACGCCGGAUAUUAAGUGGCUUGGAGUCAGGCCAAGUGACUUGGACAAGUAUAAGAUACCUGAGCAGUGUAGGUUGCCAAUGACCGAGCAGGAUAUUAAGACCGGGAAGGAUAUGCUAGAGGAGGAUUUCGUGAAGAAGAAUCCCGGGUGGGUCGAGGAACUUAAUCUGAUGGUGAAGACAAAGCAGAAGGCUGAGAUUCAGGCGUUGAGCUCUUUUGGUUUCCAGUAUUUAACAGAAGUUUACUUGCCCCUGAAACUGCAGCAGCAGGACUGGCUCUGA